Molecule: messenger RNA, 1990 nt
Organism: Thunnus maccoyii (southern bluefin tuna)
Lineage: Eukaryota; Metazoa; Chordata; Actinopteri; Scombriformes; Scombridae
Gene: nup42
Product: nucleoporin 42
Exons: 8
Coding region: 131-1528 (465 amino acids)
Cellular component (GO): nuclear envelope
Molecular function (GO): nuclear export signal receptor activity; metal ion binding
Source: RefSeq, a predicted model, not a curated record
UCUCCCCCGACGGAAGCUCGAGUGUCUUCGGCGGCGCCGCAUGAAAACAAAACAUCACCGCACACAGUGAAAGUUUACGAGCAGAGUAGAGAAGAAACGCUGCAUCUGACACAAGCAGCGCCGUGUGAAGAUGACAGUGUGCAACUUUUUUCUUCAGGGCCGUUGUCGUUACGGUGAUAAAUGCUGGAAUGAGCACCCGAGGGGAGGACGAGGAGGAGGAGGAGGAGGAGGUGGAGGAGGUGGUGGAUACAACAACAACUACAACCGCUCUUCUGCUCCGCAGCAGCCCAGAGGAGGAGGAGGUGGUGGUGGUGGAGGUUUUGGAAACAGAGUUUGGGUGAAUCCCUCCCAGCAAAAAGGAGGCAGCUACAUCCAGCCGUCAUCCUUCUCCUCUCAUGGAAGUGAUGACUGGGGUCGAGGAGGAGGAGGAGGAGGAGGAGGAGGAGGUGGCAGUGACUGGGGAGGAGGAGGUGGAGGAGGGAGGAGGGAUAACGUGAAGAGUGCUGAAUUCAGCUUCUCUGGGCAGAACAGAUUUUCAGCGCUUGGUACUCCCAGCACUUUUGACAAGGGAGGAAGAGGAAGAGGAGGAGGAGGGGCUGGAGUAGCAGUUGGUGAUGAAGAUGAUGACAAAAAACUGGAGAUGAUCCAGAUGGACAUGGAUAUUUGGGAGAGCUCAGGGCAGUGGGGCUUCUCUUGUUAUUCUGGCUUCAAGACACCUUUGUCUGGUUUCACUGAUCUCUCUCCAGAAGAGCUCAGGUUCGAGUAUUACUCCACAAGAGCAUCAGGAGAUCUGCAGGGCUAUGUUAAUGGUAUCAAUCAGUUGCUAAGUCAGUGGAGAAGCAGAGUCCAAGAGUUGAAGAUUAUGAGUCCAGCCACCCGUGCAGCUGUGCUUGCAGAGUUAAACAAUCCAGCACCUCAGGCAUCAUCCGGUGAUUUUGGUUCAUCAUCAGUGACUGGAUUUGGGUCCUCUACAUCCAAUUUUGGAAGCAAAGGAUUUGGGGCCCCGGCACCAGCUGAGGCCAGCAGUUUCAGCUUUGCUGCUCCAACUGGUGGAUUUGGUUCUUCAGCAGCACCAUCAUCCUCCACAGGUUUCGGCAGUGCUCCUGCAGCAGCUCCUACACAACCACCCUCUGGGUUUGGCUCCUCCUCUGCUGCUGCUACUUCAUCUUCUAAUUUCUCCUUUGCAUACCCGACCACCAACAAGCCAGCGGCUUCAGGAUUUGGCUCCGCCUCUGGGUUCAGCUUCUCCUCGACAGCAAACAGCGGAGGAGGAUUCGGGAGUGGUUUCGGGGCUGAAGCACCUGCUGCAACAGGAAGCAGCACUUCAUUUGGACAGACAAGUGGAGGGUUUGGGACAGCUGCUGCACCUCCUGCAGCAGGAGCAGGGUCUGCUGGAGGGGCAUCGGACAGUCUGUUUUCACCUGAGAGCAAACUGACUCCAGAAGAACUGAGUCAGUUUAAGGCAAAAAGGUUCACUCUAGGUCAGAUUCCUUUGAAGCCUCCCCCAGCUGACAUGUUGGUGGUAUGAUGCUGUGGGGAAACGUUUAAAAAUUUUAUUUGAAAUAAAGAGAUAAUUUAUAAGUGAGAUUUUUUUCUGCAUAGAACAUUUGUUAAAAGCAAAUUUAUAUAUUUCUCAUUUUUAAGAUGCAGCCAAUGUAUUGGUUUUAUUAGGAAAAACACAUCACGAAUGUGCUUGCAUUGGUUCCAAUUAGGAUUUUCAUUUACAAAUUAUACAUUAAGUACACCUGCAGCAUACACACUACAGCUUUUUAAAUGGUAUUUUUAAAAAGAGAACUAUUUUUGAGUUACUGAACAAUUGAAUGUCUUAUACUGGUUGGAUUGUUGUGAAUCAUUUUGCCAUAGUUAACUAUCUGUUGAGAUACUGACAGUUAAGUGAUCAACAGCUGAUGAGCAAGUUUAGAAAUAAGGAACUAUGUGUAUGAGUUUGUGAUGACUCAAACUUGAUAAAGACAUUAAAAACGUGCCUACA